ACAAAUCUAUUCAUCAAGUUUCAGCUAUUAGUCUUGUAUAACUUCUUUUCAACACGACUAAGCGCCAAAUUCUGAGGCUCAAUCGCUGAUAUGUGGCCCCAUGCAAUUAUAAUUCUUGCAUUAGGCAUUCUCACGCAAGUCUCGGCAUUGCCAGCUGCUGGUCCAUGGCAAAUUGUCGCCUUUUGGUACGCUUACCGAAUCAACAUUGAAGCGUUCGGCUUGGACAAAAAUCCAAUCGCCCCAGGCUGUCGGGGAAGUCUUUUAGAUGGUAGCUGCACCUUGGCCGAGUUCGCAGAAUACACGAGGUGGAAAACCAAGAACGGAAUACCGUUUCCAACAGGGCUACUAGGAGCUGACCUAACGCCAAAUCCCUUGGGCGCUGUCCAGGCGAUCCAAAAUUCGGGAUACAAAACAGGUCAGAUCAUGGACAUUUACACGGUCCUCCCGGGCGACUACCCAAAUCGAGACAUGGGCAGAAUGCCAAACUUGGCAGAUCCGAUAAAAUUACUCAACGAAUACGUGUACAAAGCUCGCGUUUACAUGGGCAAUACCCUGGGGUUUACACAAGAGUCUUUUGACAGCUUGCCCGAAUUCCAGAAUCUGAAAAUUGCAGUUCGCGGAGUUUCAGAGGCGCGCAGGGCAGAUUUCAACUCCAGAAAUCUGUCCACACUUAUGGAUAAGCUGCGGGGAGAUCAAAUUACUCCGGUCCUCAAGACAGUCAUCGCAGUCGACUCCACAACGUUCGACGAACUCGACACAGCUUUGACCAUAAGUGGAGCCGACCCUAACAUUGACGCUGAAACCAUUGUAAAUAAGAUUGUUGCCGUAGUAAUGGGGGCUCAAUCGCUUGAUCCCGGGACUGUAAAACAUUUCAAUGUUAUCGCUCAGCUGGACAAAUGGACAAGCGAUCUUAGCUUAGCCGUCAAGUGUUGAUAUUUUUAUGUGGUUAGUGAAGUGGUUAGUGAAGUGGCAGCAUAUAAUACUGAGUGUAAUAUACAAAUAUUUUAGAUGAUAUUUGUGUUUAUAAUCUAUUUGUUCAAU
This is a messenger RNA of Sclerotinia trifoliorum, 1041 nucleotides long. NCBI's taxonomy places the organism in Eukaryota, Fungi, Ascomycota, Leotiomycetes, Helotiales, Sclerotiniaceae. The record is from the annotation of a GenBank genome assembly.